This is a messenger RNA of Diabrotica balteata, 4028 nucleotides long. Lineage: Eukaryota; Metazoa; Arthropoda; Insecta; Coleoptera; Chrysomelidae. The record is from the annotation of a GenBank genome assembly.
GCUCAGUGCGGGACUUUUAUGUGACCGGUGUAGUGACAAGAAGCCAUGGAGGUCUACCGAAGAUCCUCUGGGCUGGUGCUGCUCCUUGGAUUGUUUCUUCUCGCCACUACCUUGCAGGGUGUGCAAGGUGAGGUCGAGUCAGAAGGUCCUUCCGAAUCCGAAUGUAGGCCAUAUAUCGAAAAGGCUUUGAAAGAGCUGGAGGCGGGCGAAGUUGCCGCGGGAUCAUCGGCAGAAGAUGGCGACGGUGAUAGCAAGGAAGAUAUUCCCACUGUAGAAAUAACUGACGACUCCGCUCACCAAGAAGGCGACGGAGAAAAAGACGAUACUAACGAAGAAGGUCAAGACAGUAAUGAGAACGUUCAAACUGUUUCCGAAAAAAUCGAGCCAGAGGUACGACCAACUGUUAUUCAAAAAAUUUCUUCAUUUUUCCAAAAAGUUUUUCAGAGAACUCCAAGCAAAAAAGAAGAAGCAGCAAAUGAAAGCAAGCAAUCUGAAGAUAAGCAAGAUGAUGCUAGCCAAGAACAGCAGGAUGAAGCUUCUGUAAAUGAUGCCGAUCGAAAAGACGCCGAAGAAGACGACGAACAGAAAGAAGAUUCGAAGGAAGACGAUACCAAACCUGACGAAGCAGUAAGCGCAGAAGACGAUGGUAAGGAUGAUGCUAGCAAUGAAGGGGACGUUGAGAAAGCUGAUGACAAAGUGAGCGAAGAUGAGGAGAGUAAAGAACAGCAAACUGAUGACAAUGUGAGCGAAAAUGAGGAGAGUAAAGAACAGCAGGCUGAGAGUGAGGAAGAAAAAGCUGAUGUUGAUGAUAGUAAAGAGGAAGUUGAAGCUCAACAAAAUGCAGAUGACUCGACGGAAGAUGACGGUGCACAACAAGACGAAAGUAAAGAGGAACAAGCUCAAGACCAAGACAAGAGUGAAGAACACGGAGACAGUUUAGAGGAAAGGAUAGAAGCCGAAAUUAUAGAACAUCUAACACAAUCCCAGGCCCAAAUUCAAGAUGAUGAAAGCAAAGAAGACGAACCAGCAGCACAAGUUGAAGAUCAAAAGGAAAGCAUAGAAGAUCAAGCUCAAAGUGAUGAAGAUCAAGCCCAGAGUGAAGAAGAACAACCUAAAAGCACAGAAGAUACACAAGAUACAAAAGAUGAUGACUCAAAGGAAGACGAUGGAAAAGAUGGUGAAUCAAAAGAAGAUGAAAAAAGUGAUACGGAAGACGAUAAAGAAGCGUCAAAAGAAGUUACUAAGGACGAAACUGAUGAUGACAGUAAAGAGGAUGAACAUGAACGGCAUAAAAGAUCUAUUGAUGAUGCUCAGGAUGAUGAAAUAGAAUCAAAGGAAGAAGAAGCUGUUUUAAAAGAAGAUGCGUCAAAAGAAGACGAUACAAAUUCUAAAGAGGAUGAAGCAGCUACAAAAGAAGAAGUGGAUGAUAAACAAGAGGAAGCAGACUUAAAAGAAGACACAGCUGAGUCCAAAGAAGACGAUGUGGAUUCUAAAGAAGGAACAACAGAAGAUGCUGACAAGUCUGAUGAAAAAGAAGAGCCUCAAUCAGACGAAAAAGCCGAGGAUGAUAAACAAGAUAGUGCCGAAAACAAGGAAGAUGACCAAAAAGAUGGAGAUAGCAAAGAAGAUGACGCAAAAUCAACUGAACAAGAUGAUAAAGAUGAUAAAGAUGAAAAGGAGGAAGGUAAGUUUUCAACUUCGGUAUUGGAUAGUUUACAUAAUUUUGAAUUUGUAGAUGUUAAGCGUGACAGCAGGGAAGAUAAUACAGAUGAUAAGUCUGCAGAAGUAGAAAAAGAUUCUAAAGAAAAAGAUGGUGGCGAUAGCGAGGAAAACGAGACAUCUGAUGACAAUAAAAGUGCGGAAGAUGGUGCUCCUGUGGAGGAACUAUCCUUUGACACGGAAAUUCCAAGCGACUUACGACCUAGAGAACACGUUGAGCAACUUCUUAAGCUCGACGAACAAUCUUCAGAUACAGAAACAGUAAUUAACAGGGUCUCUGAAAUAACCUUAAGAGAUCUUAAGAAACUUUAUGAAAAUGCUAUCAAGCCCUUAGAAGUUUUGUACAAAUACAGAGAUCUAAGUAACAGGCAUUUCGGUGAUUCGGAAAUUUUCUCCAAGCCACUAAUUUUAUUUAUGGGACCAUGGAGUGGAGGAAAAUCAUCAAUUAUAAACUAUCUCACUAACAACGAAUAUAACGAUACCUCGUUAAGGACAGGGGCUGAACCAUCGCCAGCUUAUUUUAACAUUUUGAUGUAUGGUGAAGAACCAGAGGUAAUUGAUGGAACUGAAUUAGCUGCUGACUUCACAUUUUCCGGAUUACAAAAGUUUGGACAAGGAUUAGAGGAACGCCUUAGAGGUGUUAAGUUACCUUCUAAACUGCUAGAAAAAGUUAACAUUGUGGAAAUACCUGGUAUUCUUGAAGUUCGGAAGCAAGUUUCAAGAGUAUUUCCAUUUAAUGAUGCCUGUCAGUGGUUUAUCGAUAGAGGUGACAUUAUAUUCUUAGUAUACGAUCCCUCAAAGCUAGACGUAGGACCAGAAACAGAAGCAAUCCUAGAUCAACUCAAAGGAAGAGAACACCAGACCCGUAUUAUUCUCAACAAAGCUGACCGAGUCAAACCAGAAGAGCUCUUGAGAGUGCAAGGAGCCUUGAUAUGGAACAUUUCUCCUUUGAUGUCAUCUCCGCAACCUCCAAUUAUGUACACAACCUCAUUAUGGUCACGACCUUACGAACCUUGGGCCCCCGUAAGACUACUGCAAGCUCAGGAAAGAGCUUUUCUGAGAGACUUGAGAGGGGCUGUCGACAAAAGAAUUGAAAAUAAAAUAGCAAGCGCACGUAGAUUCGCUGUGCGUGUACGCAACCAUGCCAAAAUGGUGGACUGUUAUCUCACAACUUACUAUAAUCACAAAUCGGUCUUUGGUAACCGGAAACAAGUAGCUGACGCAAUUAUAGAGCAUCCUCAAGAUUACCACAUCUACGAAGGACUUUCUACCCUCACGAACAUUUCCCGUUACGAUCUUCCAGAUCCAGAUGUAUACAAAGACUUUUUCAAACUAAAUCCACUGUAUGAAUUCCAGCAACUAUCAGCAACAUGUACUUACUUUAGGGGUUGUCCAAUCAAUAGGUUAGAUAUCGCCAUUGCGUACGAUCUUCCAGAGCUGUUAGGGACGCACAGGAAACGGGUAGAGAGUGCAUUAACAGAAGGACAGUCUGGCUCACAACAACAAACUUCAACGCCUGGUAGUUGAGCUAGUAGUAACAGUCCAAGUAUUAACCAAACUUGUAGAUACAAGUCCUGUGAAUACUGAGAAAACUGAUGUUAUCCCAAAACAUCGACUAAACGACUCGUUUAUUCUGAAAAGAGGCUUAAAAUGACAGUCCAAGUUUUGGGAUAAACAUCUAAAUUUUAUUUAAGACUUUAAAAACGCACUCAGCGUUAAAAUAUCGUGAGAUCUUCCAUUUUCGAAUUUUGUGGUAAAUGUUUUUCUUCCUUGUAAACGAAAAAUGACUUAUUUUAGGACCUUUGUGCUAACGUGGCCAUAUGGACUGAUGUAAACUAACUUAUGUGAACAUCGAAGACGUUUUAGCGCUAUGCUUUCAUGGUAUUCUUUCAUUUUGAGCAAACUGAAGCAUCCCAACGUACUCACAACUUUUCAUUCUUUAAUAACCCAUUCUUUACUUGUAAGCUUGAAAAGAAAGAAUAUUACUAUAGUCUCCUGCCAGUGUGUUGAUCGCAUUUAAGAGUUCUUGCUAUCGGAGUGUUCUUGCAUCCAGCAGUCGAUUUCAAAGAGAGUAGGCAAUUUAAUAUAUUUUUGACACCAGGUGUACAAUUCCUUACUAAAAUUUCAAAAACUGCGAAGGUUUAUUCUUGUUAUGUGUAUAUUGAAUGUACAGAUAAUUGAUACGUUGUAGUCCGUGUAACUUAGUUAUUUUAUUUGUUCUUUUUCAUUCGAAUUAUUUAUGAAUAAUAACAUUUAAGAAGACAUUAAUAGGUUAAGUAAAUGAAUAAAAUAAAUAUGUUUACAUUUGU